Ostrea edulis (European flat oyster) is the source of this 618-nucleotide messenger RNA. RefSeq lists its product as uncharacterized. The transcript has a single exon. The record is from RefSeq and is a predicted model, not a curated record. Bases 1 to 618 code for a protein of 205 amino acids. NCBI's taxonomy places the organism in Eukaryota, Metazoa, Mollusca, Bivalvia, Ostreida, Ostreidae.
AUGAUGGAAAACAAUAUGCCAUCUCUUCUGAAAUGCAAGUCAUCAAUGCCAUCAAGCUUUGGAGAUUUCAGUUGCUGUCGUCUGGUAAUUGAUGCCACAGAGGUGACGCAGGAUGUCCCUGGUCAGGACAUGGCAGCUCAAUCCCAGACAUAUAGCUCAUACAAAAAUCGACACACUGUAAAGGCAGUAACAGGUGUUGCUCCUAAUGGAGCAGUUGUGUACGUUAGCAAACUUUAUCCUGGCAGUACCUCAAAUGUGGCUAUAGUGGAACACAGCAACAUGUUAGCUAAGUUAUCGCCUGGGGACAUGAUCUUGGCAGAUAAAGGUUUUACGAUCUAUUCACUUCUUCCUCAAGGUGUUCACUUGAAUAUUCCCCCAUUCCUUAAAGAUAAGGGACAAUACACACCAGCUGAAGUUCAGGUUUGCAGAAAGAUAGCUCGUUCAAGAAUCCAUGUUGAGAGAGUGAAUGAGAGGAUAAAAAUUUUUGAGAUUCUUUCACAUAUUCCCCAGCAAUUUCGCCACAUUAGCACAAAGAUUUUUCAAGUUUGUUCUAUGCUUGUAAACUUUCAAGAUCCAAUGAUCGCUGAAAUUGCAGAUAAUUACACUUCCAAUCAGUAA